Molecule: messenger RNA, 1522 nt
Organism: Heteronotia binoei (common prickly gecko)
Lineage: Eukaryota; Metazoa; Chordata; Lepidosauria; Squamata; Gekkonidae
Gene: NHEJ1
Product: non-homologous end joining factor 1
Exons: 7
Coding region: 119-1036 (305 amino acids)
Biological process (GO): double-strand break repair via nonhomologous end joining
Cellular component (GO): DNA ligase IV complex; nucleus
Molecular function (GO): DNA end binding
Source: RefSeq, a predicted model, not a curated record
AGCGUUCUGGGAGUUGUAGUCUCCCUGGAUGGAAACGUUUCCUUUGGCCGUGCGUGUGUAAUUCAAAGCUGGGUCACCCUCGGCCACGCUCGAAAAGCGGUGUGAACUUCUAAAGCGAAUGGAGUACAGUGAGGACAUGGAAACAAGACUCCUUCUGCAACCCUGGGCUUCCGUUUGCUUUGCUGAGUCCACACUGCUGGCCAAGGCUUAUUUUGGAGAUGCUGGCUAUGCCUUGCUCCUCUGUGACCUCCACCACAUGUGGUAUGAAAGGACAGACACUCAGAUCAUACAACAGCGGUCAAAGGAUCUAAACAAGCGACUGACUGCUCAUGCAUCCUCCUUCUUGAACCGCCUGCGCAGUCUGAUGUGUCCCCUUUUGGAAGGGCAGCCAACCAGUUCCACGUCUUUCUCCUGCGAGCUCAGCCCAAGCACACUGACUCUUCAUGUGAAGAGUGAGUUCUCAGGGCUGCCUUUCUACUGGGAUUUCUGCUGCUCCGUCGCGCCUGCUGAGAUGAUAUCCCGCCACCUCGUGCGACCCCUGAUGGCGAUGAGCCUGGCAUUGCAGAGUCAGGUGCAGGAGUUGGCAUCCUUGCUGCUCCGGAAGGACGCCGAGAUUGAAGACUACCAGGAGAGCGGGGCUGCUUUAAGUCGAGAACGUCUGAAAACAGAACCUUUCAAGGAAGAAUCCUUUCUGCAGAGAUUUGAGGACAAGACAUUGCCCGAAGCCUGCUGCCUGGGAGAUGGGCACAAGUUCACUUCUAGCCUAAAGAAGCUCUAUAUGGCAGUGACCCAGCACCAGGCCAGAGUGGCUUGCAAGCGACAUUCGGAAGCAUCAGGAGAUCCUGAGAGCCUGGAACGUAUCAGCACCCAGGAUUUGUCGAUUGAACCUGAACCAGAAGAAGGGGAAGCAGAAUGUCAGUCAACAGCAGCCCAGUGUGUACAAGGCACACUGGUAAGAGCAGAGUCUGGGCAUACAAGGGGGAAUGGGUCAGGAAAGGGUGUGGUUGGGAGUGGCUAUGCCUCGCUUGGAGGUUGACUAGUCCAUGCCAAUCGUUGCCUCCUUUCUAGGCAUCAUGCACCCAAGCCCAGAAGCCUCAAGUGCCCAUGACUAAGACCAAGAGGAAGAAGGCGAAAGGACUCUUCAGCUGAUGCAGGUGACCCUUUUACAGAGACAGACGUGUGAUUGUUUUCCUGAAUACUCCUCCCUCUUCCCGGAACAUCUGAACUCCCAAUAGUGCAGUACCACUUGGCUCAUUUUGCCAUAUUUAAACAUGGUGACUGGAAAGUGUCCCAGGUCUCACCACAAGCGUCUGCCUGCCCUUCCUGUGCUUGUUCUUUCACCUUUCAGCGGAAAUCUGGAGAUGGUGCGUGCAAAGCAGUGAGCAAAAGGUGGACCGUGGGCCAUCAUGGACAGGGUUAAGGCGCCAAAAAUGGUGAGGGCCACCUGAGCUCCCGUACCUCUUCUGCUACUAGAAUUUGCAAACUUCUUUUAUGCAAUAAAGACAUUAGUCAUGAAACUUGA